GGCAGGGACGCAGAGGGACCCCGGAGGACACAAGGUCCCCAGCGGCGCACUGAGCUCAGUCCUGGAGCCCAUGAGUUGGGGUCGCUCACCCCGCGGAGAGACCGAGAGCGGCAGGCCCGGCGGGUCUCACCUUGGGGGAAGGGAGCCUGAGCUCCAGGGCACACAGUGACCUCCUCCGGCCCUGGCAGUCGGGCAGCCCUGUCCCCCACCUGCGGAAUGCAGAGGACGGAAGCGGCACCCGCCCCUGGCCUGUUUUCAGGGUGCAGGACGCCGCGGCAGUGGCUGCCGAGAAGAAGCUGCGUCUGGGUGAAACCCACCCUGCGUCUCCUGAGCCGCUGCCCAACCAGGCUGGCGCAGCCUCGCCGCCGCGCCUGUCUUCCCUGACCCGCUCCACCAGCAGAGCAGGUCGUCUGAGCAGUAGCAAGCCCCACCCACAGGGAACUCGGAGAUCGCCCUUUGGAAUGACAAAGAAGCAUGGCCUAGAACUGUUCUGCUUAAUUGUCCCUCAUGCUAAAUAGGCGGAUCGCCAGGCGUCGCCAAGGAGGGGGCUGCUAGGGGGAUGAGCUGAAAAGCGCAGAGGGGAGAGACCAGCCACUGCCCACGUGCUGUGACCCAAGGGCCACCGGGGACCCUCCCCCGCCCUGGGGCGACCCCGCUCUGGGGCUCCAGCCCUCUCCACCACACCUCCGCCCCGCCUGGCGCACUGCCGGGUUUGCCCAAUUCCCCGGACCAGACCGAGCGGCCGCCGCGCUGAGGACACGCCGCCGGCUCCAGCCCAUUAGUCCGGGCUGCUCCCGACCCACCCCUACCCGUGGGGCUCUCGCGGGCCUGGCCGGAGGUCGCCAGCUGGGCAGGUGCAGCCGGGAGCAGCGCGCGCUCGUUUUGUCAGGAAGAAGUUUAAGUUGGAAGAUAACAUGCGAUGGCUGCCAUUCUGGGCCAUGCUCCUCCACAGCUGCGUCCCCAGAGCAAGAGGCUGCGCAUACAGAAAGGGUGGACCAGAUUGUGAGGUGGAGCCUACGGACCAGAAGGUCUUCCAACACAGACACAGCAGAUGAAAUCACAAUGAUGGGACAUGUGGUCAAGGGGGAAAAGCAGUAGUCAGUAGAAGUGUUGGAGGAGACCAUGGAGAGCAUGUGACCCACGAGCUGGACUCUGGCCACCAGAGGCCCCUAACCCCCUCCCCAUCUUUGGAAUGCGUGUUCUGCUUGCCUUCCUCACGCCAGAAGCUGCCCAAGGACAGAACUCUGAAAUAGUCCUGUGGUGCUGAGACUGUCUGGACAGUGUACAUAAUGGAGCCCAGUUUAGUCCUCUGUAUAAACUUUAGGAUUCUGGCAGGCGGUGUGUGGAGGUCUGUUAUCCUGCAGCCACCCAAGACAAGCCUGAUGUAGAGCUGUGGAACCAGAAUAGCAUCUGAAGUCAUUCUAGACUCUGGCCCUGUGUCCCUGCAGCAAUUUGACAUGGAAACGGCAGCCAGGGUGCUGUGGGGCAGCCUUGGCCUGCUCCGCCUGGUGUGGUGUCUCCUUCCACAGACAGGCUACGUGCACCCAGAUGAGUUCUUCCAGUCUCCCGAGGUCAUGGCAGAGGACGUCCUGGGCGUCGAGGCCGCCCGGCCCUGGGAGUUUCACCCCAGCAGUGCCUGCCGCACGGUGGUCUUCCCACUGCUGACCUCUGGCUCUGCCUUCUGGCUCGUCAGGCUCUGGGAAGAGUGGGGUCCAUGGCCGGGCGUGGUGAGUGGCUACGUGCUGCUGGUGGGGCCCCGACUCCUCCUCACCGCCCUCUCCUUUGCCCUGGACCUGGCCGUGUACCACCUGGCUCCAGCCUGGGGGGCGGAGCGCUGGAACGCCCUGCUCCUGCUGUCGGGUUCCUACGUCACCCUGGUCUUCUACACAAGGACCUUCUCCAACGCCAUUGAGGGACUGCUCUUCGCCUGGCUGCUGGUACUGGUGUCCCCUGGGGUGCCCAGGAGCUGCACACCCAGGAAGCCCGCUCCAGGCCCGCGGUGGCAUGGCUGGCUUCUUGGGGGCCUCGUGGUGGCUGGCUUCUUCAACCGGCCCACCUUUCUGGCCUUUGCUCUGGUCCCCCUCUUCCUCUGGGGCACUUGCGGAGCCACAGAUCCCAGCUUCAAGUCGUUGACCCAGCAAGCCCUGGUGCUGCUCCCGGGGGCAAUCCUCACUGCAGUGGCAUUUGUGGCUGCGGACAGCUGGUACUUCUCCAGUCCAUCUAGACCCAGCACCCUUGUCCUUACGCCUGUCAACUUCUUGCACUACAACCUGGAUCCAGUGAACCUGGCAAGGCAUGGCACACACGUGAGGCUCACUCACCUGGCUGUCAACGGCUUCCUGCUCUUUGGGGCGCUGCACGCCCACACCCUGCGGGCCGCGUGGCAGCAGCUGCAGGCUGGCCUGCGGGCCUUCGCCCAGAUGGGCUUCCCAAGGGCGCUGGGAGCCUGGAGCCCGCGGCCCAGCCCCAGGUCUCUCCUCCUACUCUUCUACUUCAUGCCCCUCGCCCUCCUGUCUGCCUUUAGCCACCAGGAGGCUCGCUUCCUGAUUCCCCUCCUGGUGCCCCUUGUCCUGCUCUGUAGUCUGCAGACCCAGCUGGCCCCCUACAGGGGCACCCUGGCCCUCUUCAACAUCCUGGGUGCCCUCUUCUUCGGCUGUCUGCACCAGGGGGGCCUCGUGCCUGGCCUGGGGCACCUGGAGCGGGUGGUUCAUGCCCCUGAGCCCUUGCGUGUACCCACCCACUUCACACUCGUCUUCACCCACACCUACAUGCCCCCCCGGCACCUCCUGCAUCUCCCGGGCUUGGGCUUGUCAGUGGAUGUGGUGGACAUGGGCGGGGCUGAGGACGGGGUCCUGUGCCAAGCCCUGAAAAACUUCACCAGACACCCAUCCUGCCAAGUGGCUGGGGGGCCGUGGUUCUGCCGCCUGUUUGUGGUGACCCCUGGCACCAGCAGGCCGGCCGUGAGGAAGUGCCGCUUCCCACUCAGGAGUGAGACGCUCAUCUUUCCCCACCUGACCCUGGAGGACCCACCAGCCCUGUCCUCCCUGCUGAGCAGUGCUUGGAGGGACCAUCUCAGCCUUCAUAUCCUGGAGCUGGGGGAGAAGCCUGACAAUAUGACACAGAAGCCACUGCCCAAGACAGCCCCAGGUGAGGGCCCCAUUCCACCUCUAAGUGUUGGCUGGACUGGGACAGAGCCCUGAUUCUCUUCCUUUCCUUUCCUUUCCAAAAUUCCCACCACUGCCUCUCCUGUGGACAGCCUUUGACUCUUCCACUUCCUGGGUAAAACUGACAUCCACUUCCCCUCCAAAACCAAAGAUCUGAUCAGUCAUGGUCCUGAUGCCAAGGUCCCCAAAGAACCUAAUGUAAUCACUGAUGCCAAAUGUCUAUUCCUGCCCUAUUCCUUCCAGUUACUGUAAUGUUUUAAACAAAUAAAUUGCACCUGAUUGUGAAAGAAGACAGCAAUCUCCUAA
Molecule: messenger RNA, 3470 nt
Organism: Dama dama (fallow deer)
Lineage: Eukaryota; Metazoa; Chordata; Mammalia; Artiodactyla; Cervidae
Gene: PIGZ
Product: phosphatidylinositol glycan anchor biosynthesis class Z
Exons: 6
Coding region: 1458-3200 (580 amino acids)
Biological process (GO): GPI anchor biosynthetic process
Cellular component (GO): endoplasmic reticulum membrane
Molecular function (GO): alpha-1,2-mannosyltransferase activity
Source: RefSeq, a predicted model, not a curated record